CAUGACUCAUGUUCAUUAUAAAUUCUUCUCAGCAGUCAACAACUACACAGCGCUUUUUGACUGGCCGAACAUCACGCUAAUGGACCUGAAGAGCUACAUCAUGGACAGGGAGAAGCUCCGCUUCUCUGACCUACAGGUCACGGACGCACAGACCAAACAAGAGUACAAAGAUGAUGAUGCCCUGAUUCCCAGAGGUUCCUCCGUCAUCGUUCGCAGAAUCCCCCGCAUUGGAGCCAAAGUUAGGCCUUCCCCUGGAUCCUGUGGAAAGGAGCCAGCAGACUUCAACCACCCAAAGCGUUGAUCAUCAACUGGCGGCCAGAGGGCCAAAUCAGGCCUGCCAAAGCUCCCUGUCCGGCCCCCAGAAGAUUAUUAAAUUCAUAAAAGGAGGAAAAGAAGAUGUUCUGGUUUUAGAAGUAACUUUUGGCUUCACAUGUCUGCAGAUGUUAAGUAUAUCCCAAAAACAAAUACUAUUGAAAUAGUUUUAGAAUGAUCUGAUUUUGAUCUGUUUUUACAGAAGUUCACUCAUCAGCCAUUAUUAGUGAAUAUCUUUUUAAAAAUGGGUUAAGACUGGCAGAAAUGUUGCAAAAAUUGCUAGAGUAAGUGAUGAAUAGGAGUUAGAGUAGCAAAAUGGGUUGUGGAAUGGCAAAAAAGGGUAAAAAUGU
This is a messenger RNA of Cheilinus undulatus (humphead wrasse), 662 nucleotides long. Its product is annotated as E3 ubiquitin-protein ligase RBBP6-like. The transcript is spliced from 3 exons. Gene Ontology annotation, biological process: protein ubiquitination; ubiquitin-dependent protein catabolic process; mRNA processing. Gene Ontology annotation, molecular function: zinc ion binding; ubiquitin protein ligase activity. The record is from RefSeq and is a predicted model, not a curated record. Gene Ontology annotation, cellular component: nucleus. The coding region runs from base 2 to 301 and encodes 99 amino acids. NCBI's taxonomy places the organism in Eukaryota, Metazoa, Chordata, Actinopteri, Labriformes, Labridae.